Molecule: messenger RNA, 723 nt
Organism: Ceratitis capitata (Mediterranean fruit fly)
Lineage: Eukaryota; Metazoa; Arthropoda; Insecta; Diptera; Tephritidae
Exons: 4
Coding region: 26-715 (229 amino acids)
Biological process (GO): regulation of transcription by RNA polymerase II
Cellular component (GO): nucleus; transcription regulator complex
Source: RefSeq, a predicted model, not a curated record
AUGUAUUGUUAGUUUUAUUUAAAAAAUGGAAGAACGUUUAAUUAAUUUUGUGAGGGAAAACAAGUUUUUAUAUGACAAAAGACACCACUCCUACAAAAACAACUGGCUUCGUGAAAAAAAAUUUCGAGAGUGUGCAGCUGAAUUGAAUCUACCUCCAAAAACAUUAAAACAACGUUGGCGAACAUUAAGGGAUAAAUAUAUGAGGGAUAAGAAGGCGAGAAUGAAGACAUUUGGGUCGGUUGCCUCAUCACAGAAGAAAUGGAAGUACGAGGACAGCCUAUCUUUUUUGGAUGAUGUAGGCAGCGCGAAUUUAAACACAUCUGGAAACUAUGAAGAUGAAUCUACUUCCAUUAGCUUCGAAGGAAUCCAUGAAAGUACUUCUGCAAUUUGUGAUGAUGAACUAAUGGACUCCAAUAAAAACACUGCAUCCAUUAACGAGAAACGGAGCCCGGCAAGAACGAGGCUUAAAGAAAAUUUGGCUUCUCGUCUAGAAGCAGCGGAAGUAGAUUUCAUAGAUCUAACGGACCCAUUAAGAACUGAAUUAGAAGAGCCAAAACAACCAAAAACAACCACUCACAUGUAUUUUGAUAUGAUGGCACAACAGGUGGAGGAGUUGAAUUUAUCUACCAUUCAGUUUUCUAUGUUGCAAGUUUAUUUUCAAGUUGCAUUGCAAGACUUUGUAACCAAAAACUUAAAUAAUAACGAAAACAAUUAAAUUAAUUU